AUGCCUCCAAAGGGCUGGAGAAAGAAUGCAGAGGGGAACUAUCCUCAUGCUAAAAAUGAUGACUCAAUAUCAAUCGAUGAUUUAUUGUUUCCAAAAGCUACGGUUCAAAAAUUGGCUAAGAAUAUUUUGAAUGCUGACAAAGAUGGUAAUGAUACAAAUAUGAUUAUGGCCAAAGAUUCGAUAUUAGCAUUGCAGCGAUCAGCAACGGUUUUUGUAUCCAAUAUGCUCUUUAAUGCAAGGCAAGUUUCCAAAAACAAUUCAAGAAAAACAGUGAACGCUCUGGAUAUUAUAAAUGCCCUUGAAACCUCAGAUUUCACUGGGUUCAUACCAGAGGUAAAGCACAAGUUAGAAAUCUACGAGGGGAGCCUAUCUACUAGGAGAAAAGAAAGGCCUCAGAAGGCUGUGAUUGAAGGUGAGUCCCAAGCAGAAGAGAGCCGAGAUAAGGUAGCAAAAAGGUUAAAAGACAAUAAUGAAAAUCCUAUCACAAAAGGGAUCGAGACUGCUGCGAAUCAAGAUGAAGAGGACGAGGAAGUGGAAGUGGACGAGGAAGAAGAGGUCGAGAAUAAAGAGGAAGACGAUGAUGCUACCGAUGACGUUAUUGUGGAGGAGGAGGAAGAUGUAGAGAAGGUGGUUGAAAAUCCAAUUGCCGCGCUACAAAAGGAAGAAAAAACUCUAGAAGAGCUCGAAGAUGAUCAUCUUGUUGAUGUUAGUAUAAUAUCGCAAGAUGAAGAAGAUAAUGAGGAAGAUAGCGAUUAA
Molecule: messenger RNA, 756 nt
Organism: Priceomyces carsonii
Lineage: Eukaryota; Fungi; Ascomycota; Pichiomycetes; Serinales; Debaryomycetaceae
Gene: DPB4
Product: DNA polymerase epsilon noncatalytic subunit
Exons: 1
Coding region: 1-756 (251 amino acids)
Biological process (GO): leading strand elongation; heterochromatin formation; DNA damage response
Cellular component (GO): epsilon DNA polymerase complex; CHRAC
Molecular function (GO): protein heterodimerization activity; chromatin DNA binding
Source: RefSeq, a predicted model, not a curated record